AUGCCGAGGGUUUGGAAGUGUAGCGUGCUGGAGGAGUGGCGUCGUGAUAUUGAGAAGUGUUUGGGCGUGAGACGCAAUGUGGGGAAUGACGAUGAUGUCGUCGUUCUAGGCGAGCGUAUCCAUAUCAUCUUGACGAAAGUGAUGUUCUCGGAUGAAGGGAAUCCACGGACAAAGGCCAUCGAUCCUUCACAAGAACCUAGGUCGCACAUGCACGUCGUCUUCCCCGAGAAAUUACUCGACGGGCCAACAGACAUGGAUGUUCGUAGCAGACAAACCUCCCGCGUCGUUUUCGCCGACCUCAUCUCCGCGGCGAGCCGACAUGCGGGGACAAAGGUUCCCACGCCCGUCCAGGUGGUAAAUCCCUUUUCGCGCAAAAUGUCACCCAAGCGGGAAACGGCGAAAGUCGCUCUUGGCCGCUGCGAUAUUUACGUGGAGAGCCGAGGAGUCCUGCACCGAGGAUCGGCCGUCCUGCCGGCAGGAGGAUGUCUCGGGCUUGUUGGUGAGAACCAGUAG
This is a messenger RNA of Dacryopinax primogenitus, 513 nucleotides long. RefSeq lists its product as uncharacterized. The record is from RefSeq and is a predicted model, not a curated record. The coding region runs from base 1 to 513 and encodes 170 amino acids. Lineage: Eukaryota; Fungi; Basidiomycota; Dacrymycetes; Dacrymycetales; Dacrymycetaceae. The transcript is spliced from 2 exons.